GGUGGGGAGUUGCAGGUUCCAGUGCAGUACUGUGUCGGCAACUCUAGCCGUGGACGCUGAGUAUACGAUUAGUCAUCGAUGGUGGUGGUGGUGGUGGUGGGGAGUUGCAGAUUCCGGCGUCGUACCUUGACUGCGACGCCAGCUGCAACUCCCCAGGCUGUGGCUGGCCACGAAUGCCAGCGCAGCAACCCAACAGCUGGGGCGGAGGGGUUCUCGCCCCCAGACAUUGGACCAUGGUCCACUUGCUCCAACAGCUCCACUAGGAACUGUUGAGUAGUGGUCGGAGGAGGAGGAGGGGGUGAUAGCGAUCCCGAGGAUCGAGGUCACAACACCAGCCGGAACGCACGUGGAUGCGCCGGCUGAGGGGAAGACGCCGGACGAACCCGGCAGGAGCCGUUGAGGCUCCAGAGGAUGCAACUGCUGCUGAGGAGCCCAGUGCUCCUGGUAGUUACCAAGUUGGAGCUUCCGUCGCGCGGCCGCGCCAGCAAACACCACAAUCCAGCAAUGGGUUCCAGAAACCCGUCGUCGAUUACAACCAGGACAUUGGUCCAAGCGCAGACCCCGAAACGCCCGGGGACGUUCUUAUCACCGAUGAGAUGCUGGAGCAUGCUCGUGCCAUCUGUGACGAGGAAGCCGAGGCCGACCUUGUCGCUGUCGCUGCUGUCGCUCAGUUCGAAAUGGGCUGGGAGGACAUCACGCGCAGAGCUAUCCCGCAGGGAACACUCAGUGCCAUAGGUCUGGCCGGGCUGUCGCUUGAAUACUUGGGCAAGUACUCAAAGAAGAUUGAUGAAAACAUCAUCUACUGGAAGCGCCGAGAGGCAAUGGUUGAUGCCUUAACAAAGAAGCUCCUUGAAGAACAGGCUCGCGUGGCUCAAGAUGCAGUUCUCCUCGUUGAGGUGAAGAACACUGUUAUCACCAAGUCUCACAAGCUUGCAAAACAGCAGCAGACUGUUUAUGCUGCCAACCAGGACAACUCUGUUUCUGCCAGUUCUGCCGUGGGCCAUCCAGCGCCACCAUCCAGCAGCGUGCAGCAACUCAGGCAAAAGCUUUACGACAGCAAGCGCCGCUCGAAUCCGCUGAACGGCAGGCCCACACCGAGUGGAU
Tricharina praecox is the source of this 1104-nucleotide messenger RNA. RefSeq lists its product as uncharacterized. Bases 412 to 735 code for a protein of 107 amino acids. The record is from RefSeq and is a predicted model, not a curated record. The transcript has a single exon. Lineage: Eukaryota; Fungi; Ascomycota; Pezizomycetes; Pezizales; Pyronemataceae.